Molecule: messenger RNA, 1166 nt
Organism: Camelina sativa (false flax)
Lineage: Eukaryota; Viridiplantae; Streptophyta; Magnoliopsida; Brassicales; Brassicaceae
Source: RefSeq, a predicted model, not a curated record
GGCAGUUCCAUAAAUAACUGUGGACGAAGACUUCAAACGAGUCUUUCUUUAUGAAUAUUAGCAGCAGGAGAUGACUUUUGACGAUUCUUUAUAUUCUCUAGCUUCCAGACGAAGAAACAGUAUACAAGAUAGAAGCAAAAAUGGGACAAAAACACGGCGUUGACUCAAGAGGCAAAGGUGGAGAUGUUCCCGGUUCUUCGUCGAUAGGGCAAAAGCACGGCGGAGGAGUGAUCGUUCCGGGGUCAUCAUCACUUUUCGAUGUCUUGCCAGAAGAUUGCAUCUCCAACAUAAUAUCUUUUACAAGUCCAAGGGACGCGUGCAUCUCUGCUUCGGUUUCAAAAACCUUUGAAUCCGCGGUCAAGUCCGAGAGCGUAUGGGAGAAGUUUCUUCCGGUGGAUUAUGAAUCUUUGGUUCCUCCUCCAUCGCGAGUUUUCUCAUCCAAGAAAGAGCUCUAUUUCGCUCUUUGCGAUCAUUUUCUUAUUGAAGAUGGCAGAAAGGUAUAUUUAUAUAUUUGUAGUUAUGUUUCUAAAUUGAUAAAACAUAAAAUGGACUAUCCAUCUAAUACAUAUAUGACUGGAAACAAACCUAUAUACAGGUUUCAAAAAAUACCGGAGCUUCUUAAUGUAUGUGCUUUCGAGAUGGGUGGUGGGAUGAAUACUAAAAUCCUUUCUCCGGGAACAAAUUACUCAGCUUACGUUGUGUACAAGCUAAGGUAUCGACGUCAUGGCUUACGAGAUUUGCCCAUACAAGUUGGAGUUGGUUUUAAGGGACAAGAAAAACCAAAAAAUUUCAUAUGUUUUGAUGAGUCUACAAAUAUAAUCAAAGAGUGGCCAACGAGGGAGCUAAUGAAAUCAGGAAGGAGGAAAGAUGGGUGGAUGGAGGCAGAGAUUGGGGAUUUCUUCAAUGAAGGAGGAUUAUCGGGUUUUGAUGAAAUUGAAGUGAGUAUUGUAGACAUUACUUCCCCCAAUUGGAAGUGUGGUGUGAUAAUUCAAGGAAUUGAAUUCCGGCCAAAGAAUAAUCGUUGAAUUGAUAUCGGUUUCCUGAAGUGGAAGAAUGGUUUGAUGAUAUUGCCUGUUAUGUUUUUGGAAAAGAGACAAAAAAAGAAAGAAAAAGAGACACUAUAUUUACAUGAUUUAAAGUGUGGAUUGUAAUGUUUGUGAAGUUGA